GCCGCGAGUUCAGUGAACCAAGCAAACCCGGCAAUAAAUUAUUGGAUCCCUUUGGCGUUCCCCACUCCUCUCCAUGCCUCCGCCCAAGAGGAAGAAGAAGAAGACCAAGACCAAGAAGAAUUCCAUCCAACCCCGCCCUAAUUCCUUCCCCGCCUCCCCUCCUCCCAUGUCCGGCCUCCAAUCCCCCGUCGAUCCCCUGGAAACCCUCCUCCCCCAUCCCUCGUCGCCGCAAGAAAACUCCCAAUCGCAAUCACCGGCGACCAAGUCUGACAAGGGAGAGGAAGUAUCAGAAGACCCGGCUGCCGCCGAUACGGAAGAAGACGAGCCCCAACUUACCAUGUCUCCGGCCGCCGCCCCACCUACCGACGUCGCCGCGGUCGAUCUCCCGGCAGCGCCGCCCCGCCCCUCGCCUCUCCCUCGGAAACCCCCGGCCAAGCGCAAGAAAGCCCUGUCGAGUAAGCAGCGCGCUGCUGCCAAGCAGAAGCUCGCCCUCCUGACCGCCGGCUUCCGGCCUGUCCCUUUCCCCUCCGAUCACGCCGGGGCCGACGUCGAUCUCGCGGCCCACGAGCCCCUCUUCCGCGCCCUCGCCCUUUGGGACUUCGCCCACCUCCCGCUCGACCGCGACGUCCGCACUGACCUCCUCAUCCCCCUCAUCGCCAACUACGACCCCCCCAAUCGCCGCAGCUUCGUUCAGGACCUCCGAAUCACUGUCAGCCGCGCUGAUCUUGCCCGCGCCCUUAUGCUCCCGGUCAAGAAGGACAAGACUGGCUUCUCGGAGUCUGGCGCUGCUGAUCCCAACCCCGAGAUGUACUCCAGGGAGGAGUCAGCUGCCGCCGUCUUGGGCUUUAUGUCAGGCUUCAUGCUUUUCCCGUUCCAGGAUGAUGCCUGCAUACUACCCGCAGAAGUCAUGGCCGCGCACCUAAUGGUGAAGGAAGGCCAGCCACACAAGGUAGAUUGGGCGGGGUUGAUGUGGAUGCUGGUGGAGAAGGAGCUGCUGGAGGCGCCCAAGUCUGCCGUUUGCCAUUAUGCCUCGCACUUGCAGUGUCUAAUGAAACACCAACAGCCGAGGUUGUUCCAGGAAGCUGAAUGUAAGCUUGAGCCAGUCCCUGAACCUGUGCCUGAGGCUGAGAACUUGGAGGAUGCUGCGAUCGCAGAGGAGGAAGAUGACGCUGAAGAUGUUACAGAGGACGAUGCUGCAAGGAUUAGAAGUUCAGAUGAUGUUGGGGAUGUCGCUGGAGAAAAACAUGAACCAGGGUUAACUUUGGGCUUGGGUGGGGAUCUCGAUAUGACGAAUGACUUUGAACAGUUCAAGGAGGGAGAGGAGCAGUGGCUGCGAGAGGAAGAUAAUGGAGGUACGGAGCAGUGCUUGAGGCGAUGCAAUUCAGCCGGUGUGAGAAGUAUGGAGUUUGAGAAUUUAUGUAAAGAAGACGGGGAAGGAAGGGGAGAAGAAGGGUAUAUUGAUGACCUCUCGGCAAGAUAUGCUUCAUUGGAUAGGCUGUCUUCAUUCGAUAGGUUAACAUCCACAGACCUUCUCCAGGUAAUGGGCAAUGUCAAUAUCUCUUACGGUCAGCCGAUGAAUCCCCUUCUCUCUUCUGGUGAAUUCUUGACAAUGAGUACUGAUGCACAUAAGAACAUUCAUCUAGACCCUAGUCAUGGUAGACCUUACUUCGUUGGAAACAAUGGCAAACGACAAAUCAGUGAGGUCGAUGAUGAAGAUGAUAAUGAUGAUGACCCCCAGCGGUUCUCACAGAACAAUCAGCAAAAAAGGAUCAGGAGUGGUGGAAUUUGGGAGAGUACAUCAUCAGAACUUGAUGCCAUCCUAGAGCAAGUCGAAUUGUAUGUGGGAAAAGCUAGGAUGGUAUCUGCAGAAAAAGAGCAAGCACGCAUGAAUGCGCAACUGCAGUUGCAGUGCAUGAAUGAGAUGCUCCAGCAAAAGGACAGGGUCAUCCAGUCCUUAGAGAAGACAAGGGUAGAAGAGCAACAGAAGUGGCAUCUGGAAGCUUGCCGUUACGAGCAUGAGAUCAAUGUCAUGGCCAACUUGGUCAUUGGUUAUAAGAAGGCAUUGAGGGAAAUACGCGGAGCUUUUGCCGAGUACAGAAAAAAGUACCCACGGGGUGAUGAGCCUCUUUAUCAUGUUGUCGUGGGCUCUGGUGGUUUGGUUCUUUCUGCCAAGGAGUUGGAAAGGCAACGUUUUGAGAAAGAGGAGGAAAUUCGACGCACUGCAAUGGAGAUGAUUAAUGGUUUUGAAAGGGAAUGGAUGCUUAAGCUUGAACAUUAUGAUUCAUCGGUUGUCAUUCUGUUUGGGAGGAUGGUGGAACUCAAAGAAAAGAUGGAACUUCUGAAGGGAAGGUUGGCGAAAUCUGUGACAUCGGAUGCUUAGAUGCUCGAAGAUGCAUGUCAAUCAUCAAUUACUUUUCGAUCCUUUUUUGUGGCAUUAGUCUACUUAAUAUGGCAAAUUAUGUGCUUUUAGUACUUUGGAGCAUAUCCAAUAGUUCUGCAUCAUUUAACUUUUAGUUAGCUGAUUCUAAGUUAAUCUGACAAUCAUAUGCAUGAAUUGAGAAGAUCAUUGCUCUUUAUUAAUGUGUUUCACAAGUAGCAUUGCUAUUCUCAUGCUCA
This is a messenger RNA of Musa acuminata AAA Group (dessert banana), 2616 nucleotides long. RefSeq lists its product as uncharacterized. The transcript has a single exon. The record is from RefSeq and is a predicted model, not a curated record. Bases 74 to 2380 code for a protein of 768 amino acids. NCBI's taxonomy places the organism in Eukaryota, Viridiplantae, Streptophyta, Magnoliopsida, Zingiberales, Musaceae.